This is a messenger RNA of Kwoniella botswanensis, 2193 nucleotides long. RefSeq lists its product as uncharacterized. The record is from RefSeq and is a predicted model, not a curated record. Bases 1 to 2193 code for a protein of 730 amino acids. Lineage: Eukaryota; Fungi; Basidiomycota; Tremellomycetes; Tremellales; Cryptococcaceae. Gene Ontology annotation, biological process: response to radiation; error-prone translesion synthesis. Gene Ontology annotation, molecular function: damaged DNA binding; DNA-directed DNA polymerase activity. Gene Ontology annotation, cellular component: nucleus; site of double-strand break; replication fork. The transcript has 13 exons.
AUGUCAUUCUUAUCGGGACCUUCCAAAAGGUCAGGGAACGACAAUGGACCAGUCACCUAUAGACAUCUAUUGAGUCCUCAGGCUUUGACUGUAUUCAAUCCGCUGAGGACUAUCGCCCAUUGUGAUAUCGAUGCUGCUUACGCUCAAUUCGAACAAGUCAGACUUGGUCUACCGGAUGAUAUCCCCCUGAUAUGCGCACAAUGGCAAAGUAUCAUCGCCGUCAAUUAUCCAGCGAGGAAAUACGGGAUCAAAAGAUUUACAACUUUGGACGAAGCUAGAAAGAUGUGUCCCGAGCUGGUAGUCCAGCACGUAGCUACUUAUAGGAAUGGGGAGGCCGAAGCUGGAUAUUGGGGUGAAGUGGAUCCCCAAACUCAUAAAGUCAGUCUGGAUCCAUAUAGAAGAGAAAGUCUGAAGAUCUUGGCUAUCUUCAAAGAGAUGGUCCCUAAAGGUGAAAUUGAGAAAGCGUCAAUCGACGAAGCCUUCCUCGAUCUUACUCCCAUGGUACUCGAGGAACUCCUCACUAGACAUCCUUACCUAUCGACGAUUCCAGACGACGCACCAGAAGGUAUAGAUUCCCCUUUACCUCCAGCACCGCCUAUCAAUUGGUCAAAGGCAGGGAACGUAUUUCCUAUCAAUGGUGAAUCCGAACUCCAAGACUCAUCCCAGGGAGACGAGGGAGAUGUCGAAGAAGAAAGAAGUGAUGAUGGUAACGAUGAGGACAAUCUUAUAAGGAGGAAUAGUCAUAGAGAUACGUGGGAGGAUUGGGCGUUAUGUAUCGGUGCCGAGAUCAUGAAGAAUACGAGAGAUGAGGUGUUUAGACAGUUACAUUAUACUUGUUCUGCUGGUAUCGCACAUAAUAAGGCAAUGGCAAAGCUCUGCUCAGCUUGGAAGAAGCCCAACAAUCAGACUGUACUGAGAGCUGGCGCUACAGCUGCUUUCUUGAGGGAUAGGGACUUCACUGAUAUACGUACACUCGGAGGUAAACUCGGAAACGCUAUAGCUACAGAGUACGGAGCGAAGACGGUAGGAGACAUGUUGCUCGUUCCACUUGAGGAAAUGCAAUCUCGUUUCGGCGAAGAGAGUAUAUGGGUAUACAACCUUCUCAGAGGUAUCGAUCAUACCGAAGUUAAAGGCAGAGUGGCCACAAAAUCAAUGCUGGCUUCCAAGAAUGUACGACCGAAUGUGAGAACACCAGAACAAGGUCAUCAUUGGUUAUCGGUAUUAUCUGGCGAGUUGAAUGUCCGAUUGAGAGAAGCGAGGGAGGUAGCACCUGGUCUUUGGCCAAAGACUUUGGUUCUGAGUACGAGGCAAGGUAUUGACCCCUCGAGAUCAAGACAAACUCCUUUUCCUUUCACGCGUAAUCUCUCGACGGAUUAUAUCCUGAAAUACGCUAGGAAGUUAUGGGAAGAAGCGACUCUGCCGAUGAAAACCGGGAAUAUGAAGUUAAACAAUAUUGCUUUAUCGUUCACCGGUUUGGAGAAGUUAGAAGGUGGUCAGCAAGGUAUAGAAGGAUUCUUCGGUCAACCGAAACCCCAAGAACCUCAGCAGGCCCGUCCUUCCCUAUCGGUAAACAACUCAUCCUCCUCAACGACCAUCCCAACCAUAUCAGAUCUGAAUCUCGCCAAAAGACCACUCUCACCUACACCUACGCCUGCUCUCACACCUUCGUCCAGCUCCGCGGAACCAUCACCCAAGAAACCUAGAUUACCGACGUUACAUACGGGUAAAAAGAAGAUGGGAUUAGAUGCAUUCUUGACUAAGAAAGGGGAAGUGACUAAAGUCAAGAGAGAAGAAUCCCCUUCCUUGGCCAUGGUUUCGACAUCGGUACAGAUACAAGAAGAGGACAAUGAUCUUCCUGUGAUUAUAUCUGAUGAGAACUCAGAAGCAGGACCUUCGAAGCUUCCGAAAUCUACUAUUCAUGAUGAAAUCGACGGAAUAUGGAAAUGUCCCAAAUGUAAUGAAAUCAUCUCAACGUCCGAUGAUAUAGAACAAGAAACACGAGUAGUACUAUUGAAAGCGAUGAAACAGGAACAUGAAGAUUGGCAUUUCGCGUUAUCUUUACAAGAUGGUGAUGGUCCUUCUUCAGUAAUUUCAACCUCGACAUCAUCAAGUAGAACGAAUGGAGGAACAGCAUCAGGAAAGAAGAAAAAGAAGAAACCAGAAGGUAUCAAAGCGUUUUUCAAACCAAAGUAA